Messenger RNA from Leptopilina heterotoma, 862 nucleotides. RefSeq lists its product as uncharacterized. The transcript is spliced from 5 exons. NCBI's taxonomy places the organism in Eukaryota, Metazoa, Arthropoda, Insecta, Hymenoptera, Figitidae. The record is from RefSeq and is a predicted model, not a curated record. The coding region runs from base 328 to 693 and encodes 121 amino acids.
CAAUGUGCGCGGUUAUUGAUGGAUUUUAAUUUUCUUUUUUUUUCUUCUCUUAUAAACUUUAUCGAUGCAAAAGUUGGUAAUUUCAUAUAUGUACGCAGUACAACUUCAUCUUUGAUACUUACGCUAUUUAACGGAGGAUAAAAAAUAUUCAACAUCCUUUAAUUAUUGUGAUAGAAUCUAUUAAACAUUUUUUUCCGACGUAAACUAUAUUCAAAAGUUGAUGUAUUAUUAAAAAGAAGAAAAAAUUGAAGAAAAAAAAAUGUUUUUCUCUUAUAUUAUGCUCAUCUUAACAAUUUGGUGCAACUCAUUUAAUAUAAUUGUAUUUUAAUGAACGUAAUCUUAUUAUCCAUGCUUAUAUAUAUAUGUGUGUGUGUAUGGAUUAUUACUUCACGAGAAAAUAUAUACUUUAUAUCGUAUUCUCCGAGAAAUUCCGGAGAAUUCGCAAAAUUUCAACACAGAAUGAUUCCAUCUCAAGAAGGAGAUUGCCACUUUGCGGAUGAAUCAGGUAAGAUCCAAGGUUUAUCACCUGAAUUUCGAUGCGAUGCAUUAUACGAGAGUGUAAUCAAGGAACUAAAUUGUGCAAAGCGCGCCAAAUCAAAACAAUGGCCACUCAUACAAGGUGUCGGUUUAGAAAGUCUCUCUGGGAGAAGGAGAGAGAGAGAGAGAGAGAGACGCACAUCAUUAAUGCAAUAAUUUCAAAAUGGAACGCAGAUAACAACAGGGUUUUUCCAGCAGAAAAUAUUUUCAAUUUCAGAAAAUAAAAAAAAUAAAAAUCUUUGUCGAAAAGAAAAAGUGUUCCUAUUCACUUGUCCUAUUUCCUAAUUUAAAUCAAAAUGAUCCUAUUUCUUAUUUUUUCUGUUUU